This is a messenger RNA of Cervus elaphus (red deer), 2251 nucleotides long. Its product is annotated as heterogeneous nuclear ribonucleoprotein M-like. The record is from RefSeq and is a predicted model, not a curated record. The transcript is spliced from 2 exons. Lineage: Eukaryota; Metazoa; Chordata; Mammalia; Artiodactyla; Cervidae. Gene Ontology annotation, biological process: regulation of mRNA stability involved in response to oxidative stress; alternative mRNA splicing, via spliceosome. Gene Ontology annotation, molecular function: mRNA binding. Gene Ontology annotation, cellular component: cytoplasm; nucleus; post-mRNA release spliceosomal complex.
UUGGAGAAAAGGGCGGCAGGGGUCGAAGCGGCGGCGGAGGUGGCGGCGACGGAGCCCAAAAUGGAGGAGGAGAGCGGCGCGCCUGGCGUGCCAAGCGGCAACGGAGCUCCGGGCCCGAAAGGUGAAGGAGAACGACCUGCUCAGAAUGAGAAGAGGAAGGAGAAAAACAUAAAAAGAGGAGGCAAUCGCUUUGAGCCAUAUGCCAAUCCAACUAAAAGAUACAGAGCCUUCAUUACAAACAUACCUUUUGAUGUGAAAUGGCAGUCACUUAAAGACCUGGUUAAAGAAAAAGGGAUGUGCUGUUGUUGAAUUCAAGAUGGAAGAGAGCAUGAAAAAAGCUGCUGAAGUUCUAAACAAGCAUAGUCUGAGUGGAAGACCACUGAAAGUCAAAGAAGAUCCUGAUGGUGAACAUGCCAGGAGAGCAAUGCAAAAGGCUGGAAGACUUGGAAGCACAGUAUUUGUAGCAAAUCUGGAUUAUAAAGUUGGCUGGAAGAAACUGAAGGAAGUUUUUAGUAUGGCUGGUGUGGUGGUCUGAGCAGACAUUCUUGAGGAUAAAGACGGAAAAAGUCGUGGAAUAGGCACUGUUACUUUUGAACAGUCCAUUGAAGCCGUGCAAGCUAUAUCUAUGUUUAAUGGCCAGCUGCUGUUUGACAGACCAAUGCACGUGAAAAUGGAUGAGAGGGCCUUACCAAAGGGAGAUUUUUUCCCUCCUGAGCGUCCACAACAACUUCCCCAUGGACUUGGUGGUAUUGGCAUGGGGUUAGGACCAGGAGGGCAGCCUAUUGAUGCCAACCAUUUGAAUAAAGGCAUUGGAAUGGGCAACCUGGGACCUGCAGGAAUGGGAAUGGAAGGCAUAGGAUUUGGAAUAAAUAAAAUGGGAGGCAUGGAAGGACCCUUUGGUGGUGGUAUGGAAAACAUGGGUCGAUUUGGAUCUGGGAUGAACAUGGGCAGAAUAAACGGUGGAGGCGGAGGCAGUGUCCCUGGAAUUGAGAGGAUGGGCCCCGGCAUUGACCGCAUCGGGGGGGCCGGCAUGGAACACAUGGGCGCAGGCCUGGGCCACGGCAUGGAUCGUGUGGGCUCCGAGAUUGAGCGCAUGGGCCUGGUCAUGGACCGCAUGGGCUCCGUCGAGCGCAUGGGCUCUGGCAUCGAGCGCAUGGGCCCCCUGGGCCUCGACCACAUGGCCUCCAGCAUCGAGCGCAUGGGCCAGACCAUGGAGCGCAUCGGCUCUGGCGUGGAGCGCAUGGGUGCCGGCAUGGGCUUUGGCCUCGAGCGAAUGGCCACGCCCAUUGACCGUGUGGGCCAGACCAUCGAGCGCAUGGGCUCUGGUGUGGAGCGCAUGGGCCCUGCCAUCGAGCGCAUGGGCCUGGGCAUGGAGCGCAUGGUGCCUGCAGGCAUGGGGGCAGGCCUGGAGCGCAUGGGCCCCGUGAUGGAUCGCAUGGCCACCGGCCUGGAGCGCAUGGGCGCCAACAACCUGGAGCGCAUGGGCCUGGAGCGUAUGGGCGCCAACAGUCUCGAGCGUAUGGGCCUGGAGCGCAUGGGCGCCAACAGCCUAGAGUGCAUGGGUCCUGCCAUGGGCCCGGCCCUGGGCGCUGGCAUUGAGCGCAUGGGCCUGGCCAUGGGUGGCGGUGGCGGUGCCAGCUUUGACCGUGCCAUCGAGAUGGAGCGUGGCAACUUUGGAGGAAGUUUCGCGGGUUCCGUUGGUGGAGCUGGAGGCCAUGCCCCUGGGGUGGCCAGGAAGGCCUGCCAGAUAUUUGUGAGAAAUCUCCCAUUUGAUUUUACAUGGAAGAUGCUAAAAGACAAGUUCAACGAAUGCGGCCAUGUGCUGUAUGCCGACAUCAAGAUGGAGAAUGGGAAGUCCAAGGGGUGUGGUGUGGUUAAGUGUGAGUCGCCAGAGGUGUCUGAGAGAGCCUGCCGGAUGAUGAAUGGGAUGAAGCUGAGUGGCCGAGAGAUUGAUGUUCGAAUCGAUAGAAAUGCUUAAGCAGUUGCCUUUUUUAAACAUUGAUACCAGACCUCUGAAUGUGUAUUUUUUCUUGUUAACCAUUUUAAUUUGUUGGCUGGAUGUAUAAAGAUGUUUAAAAAAUUCAGUUGCUUUUUGGGGUAAUUUGAAUUACUUUUUUAAUGACUGGGGUUCCAUUUGACUGUUUGCAUUGAGAUUGCAAUGUGCGCAAUUUUUUUUGUAGUUGUGGCAUCUUGUUGACAUCGAAUAUGACUUUGAUAAUAAAUACCAGUUCCUGAAAAAAAAAAAAAAAAA